Messenger RNA from Acanthopagrus latus (yellowfin seabream), 1769 nucleotides. Its product is annotated as transcription termination factor 2, mitochondrial-like. The coding region runs from base 176 to 1315 and encodes 379 amino acids. Gene Ontology annotation, cellular component: mitochondrial matrix. Gene Ontology annotation, molecular function: double-stranded DNA binding. The transcript has 2 exons. The record is from RefSeq and is a predicted model, not a curated record. Lineage: Eukaryota; Metazoa; Chordata; Actinopteri; Spariformes; Sparidae. Gene Ontology annotation, biological process: termination of mitochondrial transcription; regulation of DNA-templated transcription.
CCGUACAUGGACCGGGGAGGCGGGCCUGCUCCGCCCGCCGCUCGCAGCCUGCAGGGCGGCCGCAUGCCUCUCAUGUGCUCCGUCUCAUGACUCCGCCUCCCGGCUCCUCUUCACGUUAUGAAACGCGGACAGAGAGGACGCGGCGGCAGGCUCGGAUCUACUACAGUUGUCAAAGAUGCUCCGUGUCACCACUGCCUCCUUGUGCACCUACUGCCAGAGGAUGAGGGUCUUCCUGCCUCCCUCCGCCUCGGCCUCCACACUGACUUCUCCAAACAAGAGACUGGAGAACCAGCUCACAGUGGACUCCCUCUAUGAACUGUCCGUGGACGUCCGAAAGGUACGCAAGUUCAAGGCCUGGAUUCUGUCCGAGAACGAGGUGUACGUGUCUGAAACCGCCGACCUGCUGAGGGACAUGGGCGCAGACGCGACGAUAAUCGCCCGUAUCCUGGAGACUCACCCUGAAGCCGUCCUGUGUCGGCCGACGGACGUGGCCGCCCAGCGAGACCUCUGGAAGACUGUGUGCCCCAACAAGCGUGAACUGAUGAGCAUCAUUGAGAAGUUCCCGGCUUCUUUCUUCACGCUAAGUCACCAAAACAACCAGCGGGCGAACAUCCUCUACCUCCAGAGUCUGCGCCUUAAUAAGAGGAUCAUCGGCAAGCUGAUGGCGAGCGCCCCGCAGAGCUUCAGCCGACCAGUGGAGUUGAACAAAGAGGUCAUCCACACUCUCAGGGAGACCUACCUGGACUUGGGCGGAGACGAGGGCAACCUGCGCCUCUGGCUGCAGAAGCUGCUCAGCCAGAAUCCGCACAUCCUGCUGAGGCCGGCUGAGGCCUGGAGGGACAGUCUGGGCUUCCUGAGGGAGCAGGGCUUCACCACGGAGGAGCUCCUCAGCCUCGUCUCAAGCCUCAGAGCCUCCAUCGCGGAGCUGCGACCGGAGUCCAUGCACCAGGCGCUCGCUUACAUCGAGGGGGCGCUCGCCUGCUCCAAGGACGAACUGAAGCAAAUAGUGAUCCGCUGCCCUGCCAUUCUGUACUACUCCUUGCCCACACUGACCGGGCGGCUUCAAGGAUUGAUGGAUGCUGGCGUGAGCCUGGAGCAGGUGAAGGCAUCUCCAAACGUCCUGGAACUUACCACACAAAUCGUGCUUUAUCGUAUCCAGAAGCUUGCCUCCUACGGGUACGACGUGCGCUCCGGCAGCCUGGACGUUAUCGUGGGAACGAAGAAGGACUUUGAGAUGACACAUGGCAAGUUGCACCUCAGGCAGCAGCGGCCGCUCUUCAACCCUGUAGCUCCCCUCAGAUCUGCUGAGGACUGAAUGUCCUGUAUUUGUUGAUGAACUGCAAUAUGCUGUACAAAUAGUGUGGGGUAAAGUUUUAUGAAUGUUGAGUACUCAAACUGAACUUCAUGUCAGAUGCAUGAAGGGCUGCAGUUAAAAAUACCAAACCUCCAGCAGUACACUACUCAAAGUAUUCAGAGCUGCUUUAUUAUGCAACUAAUAACGUUUCAACCUGCUCUCCAAUGUGAUGCAGAGGCACAGCUGAGGGCUCGUGUCAACAUGACGCUGUGACUGUUUUCAAAACCUCACUCAGUUUUCCGAAAUGCUGUUAUUUUUUACUCCAGUUCGCCAUGGACCAUAUCAACUAACACUGACAGGAAGGCGUGGACGUGAGUGCCAAUCAUUAAUCUGUAUUUUUUUUGUAAACUAAGGUAUACUACUGGAACAAAACGAUUGUGGUAACUGAACAAUAAAUGCCAUGUCUGAAGUUGUA